Molecule: messenger RNA, 2599 nt
Organism: Scomber scombrus (Atlantic mackerel)
Lineage: Eukaryota; Metazoa; Chordata; Actinopteri; Scombriformes; Scombridae
Product: zinc finger protein OZF-like
Exons: 3
Coding region: 88-1392 (434 amino acids)
Biological process (GO): regulation of transcription by RNA polymerase II
Molecular function (GO): RNA polymerase II cis-regulatory region sequence-specific DNA binding; DNA-binding transcription factor activity, RNA polymerase II-specific
Source: RefSeq, a predicted model, not a curated record
CAUAGGAGCUAGUCGUGUUAGCUGCAGGGUGUCUGGAAGAAGUCUCUCAGCAGGACAUUGACACGUCUUACUUGUAAUUAAUUAACAAUGUCUUCAGUUCAGCAUUUGAGAGAGUUUAUGAACGAGAGACUAACUGCUGCUGCUGAAGAAAUAUUCAGAGUUUUUCACAAAUCUAUCAUCGAGUAUGAAGAAGAGAUCGACCGUCAGCGCAGACUGCUGGAUAUCGUUUGGAAACCUGAAAUAAAAUUGGACAUAGCAGAGCUCCCACAGCAACAUCAACAGCAACAGGAGGAGGUUCUCACUGAUGAGCAGCUCUGCAACCACGAGAGGAACUCCAGUUUGGACCAAGAGGACCCAGAGCCUCCACAGAUUAAAGAGGAACAGGAGGAGCUCUGCACCAAUCUGGAAAGACAACAGCUGGUGGUGAAGCAGGAGACUGAAACCUUUAUUUCGACUGCUGCUAGUGAGGAAAGUGACAGCAGUGAAGAGCGGACUCUGGACUUGAUGAUUGAGAAUGUUGUCAGCUUGUCAGUUAAAAGCUCUGAGGUACCAGAAACAAACAGUGAUGACCAGCUCCUCUCCCAUAACUCUCAUGUAGCUGAGAGCCAAGAUCACAAAGGAGGAAAACUAGGAGUCUCAGGAUCUACUAGAAAUACAGAGACAAAACCACAGAAGGGACAUUAUGAAACUAAAAGUCACAGUGACAAUGUAUGUAGCCCUACCACAUCAAAGAUUCAGCUGGAUACUGAAACAGGUAAAAAGGUUUUGAAGUGUGACACUUGUGGAAAAGCUUUCAAGUUUAUUUCUCACUUGAAAGUACACCACAGAGUCCACACAGGUGAGAAGCCGUACACAUGUGACACUUGUGGGAAACGAUUCUCUCAGGUGGGCGUAUUAAAAGAGCAUAUGAUAGUCCACACAGGUGAGAAGCCGUACCCAUGUGACACUUGUGGGAAAAGAUUUUCUCAAAUAGGAAAAAUGAAAAGCCAUAGGAGAACACACACAGGGGAGAAGCCAUUCCCAUGUAACACUUGUGGGAAAAGAUUCUCUGAGAAGAGCAUAUUAAAACAACAUAUGAAAGUCCACACAGGUGAGAAGCCAUACGGGUGUCAUACUUGUGAGAAAAGAUUCUCUCAUCUGUCUGUAUUACACAGGCAUAUGAAAAUCCACACAGGUGAGAAGCCGUACCCGUGUGACACUUGUGGGAAGAGAUUUAGUGAAAUGACAAAAAUGAAAAGGCAUAUGAGAGUCCACACAGGUGAGAAGCCAUACUCAUGUCACACUUGUGAGAAAAGAUUUUCUCGGAUGGAUGCAUUAAGAAUGCAUAUGAGAGUCCACACAGGUGAGAGGCCCUAUCCAUGUAACACUUGUGAGAAAAGAUUUCUGAUGUGAACACUCUAUAACACCAUAUGUGAAUACACACAGGUGAAAGAAAGAUUUGCCGGGUUAGAGGCUGAACAAGAGAAUGGAUGCUGUGGUAAAAGAUUCAGUCAGAUGUCAGGCUUGAAAAUACACAUAAGAAUCAUCAAGGCGAGAAGCUGUAUAUUAGCGACACAUGAUGUGGAUCUUUGUGGUGACUUCAAAAUAUAAUAAUAAUAAUAACAACAACAAUAAUAAUAGUAAUGUUUUGCUGCCUGAGAUUAACUCUCACCAGUGAGUGGCGCUGUUGUUUUUUGUGUUCAUCAUUAUGUGUGUUGUAAUAGCCAAUAGGUAUGACUUAGGUUAAUUGGAAACAGGAAGUCCCACAUGUUCAGUAAUGGUGGAUACAGACAGAGAGGAUUGUGACGAUCAGCAUCCAUCUUUCGUUGUUGUUUUAUGGAAAGCUUUGUACAUAUUUUCAAUUAUUAAAAUGUUUUUAAGCAUGAUUAAUAACUACUUUGGAUUUACAAAUGUUUAGUAUUAAUGAUGUUUUUAUGUUGAUAGCAUAGUUGCAUGGUGGCUAUAUGUAGCCUUACAAUUUAUAUCAACUUUGUUUGUGUCUUAUGUAGCGAUUAUGAUAAAUGUGCAGCUUUAUUCUUUUUAUGUAAAUUACCUAAACAUUAUGUAGAAAUAUGAUAUUAUGUGUGGUACACUAUAGCCAAGUGUCUGAAAUUAUGUGAAUGUCUGGUGGGAGGAAGUUCCAAAGGUGGGGGGCAGAUUGGCUGAAAGCUCUUGACCCCGUGGUGAUUAAGUUGGCAGAUGGGGCAGAGAGCUGGAUGGCAGAAGAGGAUCGGAGAGUGCGAGAAGGUGUGUAGAUGUGAAGUUCAGAGAGAUACAAUGGUGCCAGGUUGUGAAGGAUCUUGAAAGUGAGGAGCAGAAUCUUAAAGUCAAUGCGGGAUUUGAUAGGGAGCUAAUAAAGUAGCUGCAGAUUAUGAUACAUUUCUUUGUGAACUGCUAGGCCAGUUUUAAAUAAAGGCGCUCCAAACGACAGCCAUUAGUUUUGAGCCGGCGUAGUGCUGGUGUAAACCAAGGAGCAGAAUGGGUAAAAGAAACAGAACUGGUUUUCAGAGGUGCAAGAGUAUUUAGCAGUCCAUGAAGUCCAUCAUUGUAGUGAGAUACCAGGUCAUCUGUGGUGGAUAAAUUGUCUCUUCUGGGGAAGUCAUCAAUUCCACUGGAGAGA